AAGACAACACCAAGCCAAAGAGCACCAAUGAUGAAUCGCGUCGUAUCCAAAAACUGAAAGAAAAACUGGGAAGUAACAACACACCGCACCGCAGAAGAUGGCCUCAACAUCCGAAAAACCCACCACCGGCUCCAUCCCCGGAUCCGGAGACGGCCUCCCCCACCAUCACAACCAAGACCGCUCCGGCACCGACAGAACCAGCACCGGCCUCCGCAUCCGCGACUGGGUGCGCUCGCCCGCGUCCGGCGAGGCCCGCCAUCACCAUCCGAGGCAUGACGCCGACUCCCAGCAUGCCGACACCGCCGCCGCCGGUACCGGACCGGACCCGGCCCCGGAACGGCAUCGCGGUCCGAGGCACGACCCCUGGUGGAAGAUCCACCUCUUCCGCGGCAUGGUCAAUGAUGUCCGGAAGAGGGCGCCCUUUUACCUCAGCGACUGGACGGAUGCGUGGAACUACCGCGUCGUGCCGGCGACUGUUUAUAUGUUUUUUGCCAACAUCUUGCCUGCGCUGGCAUUCUCGCUUGAUAUGUUCAACAAGACGGGUAUGCAAUACGGCGUCAACGAGGUGCUGCUGGCUUCAGUGCUCGGCGCCGUCGUCUUUUCUGUGCUCGCCUGUCAGCCGCUGGUCAUUGUGGGUGUGACGGGGCCGAUUACCGUGUUUAACUACACCGUCUACGACAUCAUGAUGCCGACUGGCACCAACUACCUGGCCUUCAUGUGCUGGAUUGGGAUAUGGUCCCUCGUCUUCCAUUGGAUCCUGGCCGUCACUAACUCCUGCAACUGGCUGCGUUACGUGACGCGCUUCCCGUGCGAUAUCUUUGGCUUCUACGUCGCCUUCAUCUACCUGCAAAAGGGGAUCCAGAUCCUCGAGACGCUCGGCGACGAGGAGCCGUUCUAUCUGUCCGUCGUCGUGGCCCUGCUCGUCUUCGCCAUCGCCUACAUCUGCGGCGAGCUCGGCCAGAGUAGCCUGUUCAAGCACCCCGUGCGCGUCUUCUUCAAGGACUACGGCACCCCCCUGACCGUCGUCUUCUUCACCGGCUUCGCCCACAUGGGCAAGAUGAAGCACAUCCCGCUCGAGACACUGCCGACGGGGAUCUCCUUCAUGCCAACCGUGCCGGAGCGAGGCUGGUUCGUCCACUUCUGGGACAUCCCCGUCGGCGACAUCUUCAUCGCCAUCCCCUUCGCCGUCUUGCUAACCAUCCUCUUCUGGUUCGACCACAACGUCUCCUCCCUCAUCGCCCAAGGCACCGAAUUCCCCCUCCGCAAACCCGCCGGUUUCCACUGGGACCUCUUCCUCCUGGGCCUAACCACCGGCAUCGCCGGCCUUCUAGGUCUCCCCUUCCCCAACGGCCUCAUCCCGCAAGCCCCCUUCCACACCGAAUCCCUCUGCGUCACCGAAGUCGUCCCCGCCUCCUCCCCCUCCACCACGUCCACCACGUCCACCAACAACAACAACCCCGACACCACCCCAAGUAACGACGACCCCAAACACAUCCCCACCGGCUUCGCCUUCCGCGCCGUCUGCGUCGUCGAACAGCGCGCCUCCAACCUCGCCCAGGGCCUGCUGACCCUCGUCGCCAUGGCCGGCCCGCUGCUGACCGUCCUGCACCUGAUCCCGCAGGGCGUGUUGGCCGGGCUGUUCUUCAUCAUGGGCUUUCAGGCGCUGGCGGCGAAUGGUAUUACUGCGAAGUUGUUAUUCCUGAUGCGUGAUGCGGCGCUGACGCCGGCGGGGCAUCCCCUGCUUGGUGGAGGGGGUGGUGGGAAUGGGGGGGUACGGCGUGGUGCGGUGUGGGCGUUUGUGGGUGCGGAACUGGUCGGGUUUGGGGCGACGUUUGCGAUUACCCAGACGGUGGCGGCUGUGGGGUUUCCGGUGGUCAUCUUUGCGCUGAUUCCGGCGCGGGCGUUGUUGUUGCCGCGGUGGUUGACGCCGGAGGAGCUGGCUGUGUUGGAUGGGCCGACGGCGAGCCCGUUUACGAUGGAGAGUGUGGGGGGCACGUUUGGCGGGCCCGGCGGUGGUGUGGUUUUGGAUGAUGAUGGGAAUGUAUUUAGCGGGGAGUCGGGCGAGGAGGCGGAGCGGAAGAAGGAAGGGUCGGCUGCCGGCGACGGUGGUCGUCGUCGUGAUGGUGAGGGGCGGAGCGACGAGGAGCUUGCGGAGCUUGGGGAAAGUCGGUCGGGAGCUGUGAGGCGGCGGUUGAGCACGCUACAUCGCGAGGAGAAUGUGUAGAUGGGUAGACUCGUGCUUCGUCAGCGUGGUUGUGUCGGGCGGGCUCGUCGCCGAUCGGUCUUCGAGUUGUCGAAGGGCGCCGGAGGCGUUUAGCACCACAUAAAAGGUUGUUCGUCGUUUAACAUCGAUCGCCACGAGGCUCAACCGUUCGUCAUCGGUCCAUAUCCGUCGUUCCCCAAGUCUUCGCCGUGUUGACGGUCAACCAAGGCUCGUUGCCCAACAUCAUCGUUCACCAGUGCUCUUCCUCAACCCUCCGGGGCUUCGGCGCUGCAUUUGUCCAGGACCGGGGCUUCAACAGCACGAGUAAAUCGGGGAAACAUCCGUAUAAAAGGAAGGUACCGAGUAACAGGCGACUUCAUCAUAGCCAGACGGCAACAA
Molecule: messenger RNA, 2602 nt
Organism: Chaetomium fimeti
Lineage: Eukaryota; Fungi; Ascomycota; Sordariomycetes; Sordariales; Chaetomiaceae
Product: HCO3 transporter family-domain-containing protein
Exons: 5
Coding region: 98-2224 (708 amino acids)
Biological process (GO): monoatomic anion transport; transmembrane transport; monoatomic ion homeostasis
Cellular component (GO): plasma membrane; fungal-type vacuole; basolateral plasma membrane
Molecular function (GO): borate efflux transmembrane transporter activity; solute:inorganic anion antiporter activity
Source: RefSeq, a predicted model, not a curated record